CAGACUUUCCUUGGAGGAACCUGAAACUGCCAACCCCAGACAUGCUGCUGCUGCUGCUGCUGCUGGCCAUGCUCUGCUGGAGGGGUGGCGCCGUUGGCCAGAGGGAGUCCAGGAAAAAUGACAAGAGUUACAAGCUGGAAGUGCAAAAGUCAGUGACGGUGCAGGAGGGUCUGUGUGUGAGGGUCCCCUGCACUGUCUCCUACCCCCGGGAUGGCAGGACUAAUUCUACCCCAGCUCACGGCUACUGGUUCCGCGGAGGGGCCAACAGAGACAAAGACGUUCUAGUGGCCACAAACAACCCAGAUCGUAAAGCACAGGAGGAGACCCAGGGCCGAUUCCACCUCCUUUGGGACUCCCGGACCUUCAACUGCUCCCUGGACAUCAGAGACGCCAGGAGGAGUGACAACGGAACAUACUUUUUUUGGGUGGAGAGUCGAAGACCAAAAUAUAAUUACAAAGACAACCAUGUCUCUGUGCAAGUUAUGGCCCUCACCCAGACACCUGAUAUUCUCAUCUCGGGGACCCUGGAGUCUGGCCACCCCAGGAACCUGACGUGCUCUGUGCCGUGGGGCUGUGAGCGAGGCACACCCCCCAUCUUCUCCUGGACAACUGCUGCCCUCACCUCCCUGGGGCCCAGGACCCACCUCUCCUCGGUGCUCACCCUCACCCCACGGCCCCAGGACCAUGGCACCAGCCUCACCUGUCAGGUGACCUUGCCUAGGGCUGGAGUGACCAGGACGAGUACCAUCCACCUCAACGUGUCCUAUUCUCCACAGAACUUGACUGUAACUGUCUUCCAAGGAAACAGCACAGCACCCACAAUCCUGAAGAAUGGCUCAUCUCUUGCAGUCCUGGAGGGCCAGUCCUUGCGCCUGGUCUGUGUUGUUGACAGCAACCCCCCAGCCAGGCUGAGCUGGGCCCGUGGAAGCCAGACCCUGAGCCCCUCACAACCCUCAAACCCUGGGGUCCUGGAGCUGCCCCAUGUGAACUCAAGUCAUGAAGGCGAAUUCGCCUGCCGAGCUCAGCACCCUCGGGGCUCCCUGCAUGUCUCCUUGAGCCUCUCUCUGCAGAGUGAGUGCACUGGAAAAGCGUGGCCUUUAUCAGGAGUGGUGCUGGGGGCCGUGGGGGGAGCUGGUGCUACAGGCCUGCUCUUCCUGUCCUUCUGCGUCAUCAUCAUCAUAGUGAGGUCCUGCAGGAGAAAAGCAGCAAGGCCAGCAGGGAGCGUGGAGGACAUGGGGAUGGAGCGUGCAGAUGCUCUCAUGAGCUCAUUCUCCCAGGGUCCCCUGAUUGAAUCCCAGGAGAGCAGCAUCCCAGACCACCCUCCCCCAGGUGUGGCUUCCCCCUGCUCAGGGGAGGAUGAACAGCUCCAUUAUGCAUCCCUCAGCUUUCAUGGCAUGAAGCCUCGGGAUCCACAGGAACAGGAGGCCGCUGCUAGUGAGAACUCAGAGAUCAAGAUCCACAAGUGAGAAACUGCAGAGACUCGACCCUGGCUUGAGAGAUCACAGCCCCUGUGCAGCAAAGACAAAGUCAGGGCCUGAUUGCCCCUGACGUAGAGUUAAAAAUCCCUGUAAUAGUGUAAAGAACACAGACUUUGGUACCAAAGAGUUCGAGUGUGUAUCUACACUACCUCUUUACAAAGUAAGUGACAGACUGACUCCUACAUCUCUGUGCCUCAAUUUCCUACUCUGUGAAACAGGGGUGGGAAGCCCUACCUGCAAGUUCACAAUGAGAAUUUUGGGAGUAAAAUCCUAUCAGAGCACCUGCCACAAAGUGUGUUCUGAACACAUGCUGGGUCACCGUGCUUUGGACAGUAAGGUCCUGCUGCGAAUUUCUCCUGACUCUGGAGGUGACCAGCUUCAGACCUCAGACCUUGCACACCGAGAUCC
Molecule: messenger RNA, 1886 nt
Organism: Diceros bicornis minor
Lineage: Eukaryota; Metazoa; Chordata; Mammalia; Perissodactyla; Rhinocerotidae
Product: sialic acid-binding Ig-like lectin 8
Exons: 7
Coding region: 42-1466 (474 amino acids)
Biological process (GO): cell adhesion
Cellular component (GO): plasma membrane
Molecular function (GO): sialic acid binding
Source: RefSeq, a predicted model, not a curated record